Molecule: messenger RNA, 1128 nt
Organism: Nycticebus coucang (slow loris)
Lineage: Eukaryota; Metazoa; Chordata; Mammalia; Primates; Lorisidae
Gene: SPMAP2
Product: theg spermatid protein
Exons: 9
Coding region: 1-1128 (375 amino acids)
Biological process (GO): spermatogenesis
Source: RefSeq, a predicted model, not a curated record
AUGGGGGACAGCUGGCGAAAUUCCCUCAACAACCACCUUAUCCCCGAGGCUGGGUAUGGGUCAGAAAGGGAGCAGGAUGAUGACCCCCUUGACCCACAAAGCGCUGUGUAUGAGAGCCAGCCAUUCAAGAAUCCCAAAUAUCAGGACUCAGACGAAACGGGAUUGGGACUUUAUGAGCCACAGGAGGAGAUUCCCUCUGAGGAGGUGGCUGGGGAAGAGUUCCUGGAGACCCAGAAUCCAGGAGAGGCACUUUCCGAGCUGCAGAGAGUUCUGCACCAAGACUUAGAGGAGAAUGUUUCUGAAAUGAGCCGGCUGUCCAUCACUCAGAAGCUCCCCAGCAUCUCUGCCAAAGGGAGGAGGAGGAGAAGGCUCCUUGAGCUGGCAAAACCCAAGGCCAGCUGGCAAGUUUUGAAGGACAGGAUAGGAUGCCGUUGUAAGGGCUAUGCCUGGAUUUCCCCUUGCAAGAUGAGCUUGCAGUUCUAUCUCUGUUGGCCCUCCGUGUACUGGACAGAGCGAUUCCUCAAGGACACCACGCUGGCCAUCACUAUACCUGCGGUGUCCCGCCGAGUGGAGGAACUGUCUCGGCCCAAGAGAUUCUACUUGGAGUAUUUCAACAACAACAGGACUAGUCCUGUCUGGCCCAUUCCUCGGUCCACUUUGGACUACCAGGCAUCGAGUCACCUGAAGGAACUGGCCACCCCAAAGAUCCGGAGCAACAUUUGGAGCAUAAACAUGUCUGAGGUGUCCCAGGUAUCCAGGGCAGCCCAGAUGGCAGUCCCUAGUCCACGGAUCCUCCAAUUGUCAAAGCCCAGGGCCCCGGCCACCCUGUUGGAAGAGUGGGACCCAGUGCCAAAACCUAAGCCACACGUGUCAGACUAUAACCGCCUCCUUCAUUUGGCCUUGCCCAAGGCCCAGUCGGACAAGUGCAUUCCUGACCGAGAUCCUCGCUGGGAGGUACUAGAGUCCACCAAGAAGGCAGUGGCCAGUCCCCGUAUCAUCUCCCUGGCCAAGCCCAGAGUACGCAAGGACCUCAACGAGGGCUACGACAGGCAUCUCCGCGCCUCUAUGAACUUGCCACCCCCAAGAGCAUCACCAAAAAAGUAUGACCGGCCCAGGCCUGGCCUCUGA